Molecule: messenger RNA, 279 nt
Organism: Alternaria atra
Lineage: Eukaryota; Fungi; Ascomycota; Dothideomycetes; Pleosporales; Pleosporaceae
Exons: 2
Coding region: 1-279 (92 amino acids)
Source: RefSeq, a predicted model, not a curated record
AUGGCGAACGGAUGGGCACCUAUCAUCGGCCUCAUAGUCACCGUCAUCUUCUGCGGCGCAGCCUGGUUCCUAGCUCCAAAAGGCGAGAACCAAACGUACGUUCACAACAUCUCUUCGUCCAAGAUCACACCCACGCCUACAAAGCCCUGCUUGCGCACCAAGACCUCUUUAGAGCUGCUCCUCGCCAUGCAUGAGAAUCGAAGUGCAGGUGGAGGCAGGCGCGUCCAUUUCACCGACGACACGAGCAGCGAUGGUUACGAGAGCGAGCAGCCAUCUUGA